Messenger RNA from Protomyces lactucae-debilis, 1173 nucleotides. RefSeq names its product glycogen synthase kinase-3 beta. Bases 1 to 1173 code for a protein of 390 amino acids. Gene Ontology annotation, molecular function: protein serine/threonine/tyrosine kinase activity; ATP binding; protein serine/threonine kinase activity. Gene Ontology annotation, cellular component: cytoplasm. Gene Ontology annotation, biological process: signal transduction; protein phosphorylation. The transcript has 3 exons. Lineage: Eukaryota; Fungi; Ascomycota; Taphrinomycetes; Taphrinales; Protomycetaceae. The record is from RefSeq and is a predicted model, not a curated record.
AUGUAUCUAUCCAGCAAAAGGCUAACAACAAAGACCAUCAAGGAGAAUGUCCACGACGGCCGAACAGGCGAAUUGCGCGAAAUGUCCUACCACUCCUCCAAGAUCGUAGGCAGCGGCUCAUUCGGCAUUGUCUUUCAAACACGUCUCGUUGAAACAAACGAAGAUGCCGCCAUCAAGCGCGUCUUGCAGGACAAGCGAUUCAAGAAUCGAGAACUGCAAAUCAUGCGGACAGUGCAACAUCCCAAUAUCGUUGACCUCAAGGCGUACUUUUACUCAAACGGCGAAAAGCCCGACGAGGUCUACCUCAAUCUCGUCCUCGAGUACGUCCCCGAGACCAUCUACCGUGCCUCGCGACACUACGCACGCGCUCGACAAAACAUGCCCUUGCUCGAGGUGAAACUCUACAUCUACCAACUCUUCCGAUCACUCGUCUACAUCCACUCCCUCGGCAUCUGUCAUCGCGACAUUAAACCACAAAACCUACUCCUCAACCCAGCCACGGGUGUCUUGAAGCUCUGCGACUUUGGCAGUGCGAAAAUCCUCGUCCCUGGAGAACCCAAUGUAUCGUACAUUUGCUCGCGUUACUAUCGCGCACCAGAGUUGAUUUUCGGAGCAACCAACUAUACCACCAAGAUUGAUAUUUGGUCAACCGGUUGUGUCAUGGCAGAACUCAUGCUCGGACAACCCUUGUUUCCAGGAGAAUCAGGCAUUGAUCAAUUGGUUGAAAUCAUCAAAGUGUUGGGCACACCGACACGUGAGCAAAUCAAGACCAUGAACCCAAACUACAUGGAAUACAGGUUCCCCCAGAUUCGACCACACCCCUUUUCCCGGGUGUUUAGACGUGGUACACCCACGGAUGCCUUGGAUUUGAUUGCAAAAGUCCUGGACUACACGCCCACAACGCGGUUGAGUGCAUUUGAUGCCAUGUGUCACGCAUUUUUCGAUGAACUGCGUGAUCCAGCAACAGUGUUGCCAGAUUCACGGAAUCCAACAGCUGAACCAAGAGCGCUACCGGCAUUGUUUGAUUUUACCGCCAAUGAACUCUCCAUCAACCCAAGCCUCAACUCGAAAUUGGUACCGCCCCAUGCGGUGGAGCAACUCAAGCAAAAUGGUAUUGACUUGACCUCCUUCCAACCACUCAGUCAAGAACAAAUGUCGGCACGCCUCGAUUGA